Molecule: messenger RNA, 1449 nt
Organism: Dictyostelium purpureum
Lineage: Eukaryota; Evosea; Eumycetozoa; Dictyosteliales; Dictyosteliaceae
Exons: 5
Biological process (GO): apoptotic DNA fragmentation
Molecular function (GO): deoxyribonuclease II activity
Source: RefSeq, a predicted model, not a curated record
AUGCAACUAAUAAAUAUUAAUUUUGUUUUAAUAAUAUUUAUUUUAGUUUUUCUUUAUAGUAAUAAUUUUGUUGUAUCUCAAGCUUUAGCUCCAAGAUGUAAAACCACUAAAAAUGUGUAUCAAGGAGAUGCAAAAAGUAAAUAUAAUGGUAUGACCCCCACAAUGGAUGUGGAUUGGUGGUUUUUACAGCAACUUUCACGUAAUGAUGGUGGUGCUAUUUACACAGACAGCGAUUUAUCUGGUGAAAAAAUCAUAUCCGAAAUCAACAGUUAUUACACAAAAAAUAAUAAUGGAAUUCCAAAUCCAGUAACAGUAACAUACGAACAAAUACUGGAUCCUAAUAAUAAUUACAAUAGUAUUGCAUAUAAUAAUGAACCAAGACAUAAAGUAAAUAAUGAUCAUACAACUCGUGUUGAUCCAGGUGAAGGUGCCCAUGCCAAAGGUUUUUUUAUUUGGAAUAAACAUGGAGGUAUUCAUGUUAUUCAUAGUUAUCCUCAAUCACCUUUACAUGAUACCGCUGGUGAGUUUUUUGAAAAAAAAAUGAAAAACAACUUAGGUCAACAUUCAGUUUGUAUCAACUUAUUACCAGAUGAAUUAGAUAUUAUUCCAAAACUUUUAAUUUAUGGUGAUUUUAUUAUCAAUUCAAUUAAUGGUAAAAACAUUAGGGGAAAAACAAAUAAGCUAUCAAGUCUAUCCGAGUUUUCAGAUAUUGAAACUAUAGUUGGUAAUUUAAUCGAUAUCACCGAAUUUACAGCAGCUCAAAUCACUUCAUUGGAAGCCAUUAAGAAAACAUUUGAUAAAUUUGAUAAAGAAGUUUUCGAUACACUUUUAUUUGAUCCAAAUACAAAACAUUGGUCAAAUGAUAAAAUCGAAUUAUCAAAAUGGUCCACAGUCGCAAGUCUAAUCAGUAACAAUGAUUUUUCAUCAUAUGAUUUCAUAGCAGUGAAUGUUAGUGACUGUAUACAUUACAAUAAGGUAAUGGAUCAAUCCAAUGGUGAUGGCCAAUACUUUGUUCAAACCUCAAACAAAAACAUUCAUGAUGCUAUAAAUAAAACAGAUUCAUAUCCAUUAACAAAAAGAGGAUUUAAUAUGAUAUGGGAUUAUAUUGCAAAUUACUAUUCCACCAAACAUGGAAAAACAGGUAAAUGGCUUAUUAAUACAAUGCAGAAGGGUGGUGUAUCAGGUAAUGAUAAGAUGGCAAAUCAAACAGAUUUAAUGAACCUUGUCGUUAGAACUGAUGCACCAUGGUCCAAAAGUAAAUCUACAACAGAUGGUUCUCAACAUUCAAAGAUAUCAUAUUUAGUCGAUAACACUGGUAAUAUAUUUUGUAUUGGUGAUCUUAAUUGGCAAGGUAAACAGGAAACAAGAGGUGGUAGUGCAUUUUGUUCAAAAAAAUUAGAUUAUUUAGCCGAAUACUAUGAAAGACGUGUUGGUUUUAUUGCAGACCCU